This is a messenger RNA of Girardinichthys multiradiatus, 556 nucleotides long. It is a transcript of the gene uqcr11, whose product is annotated as cytochrome b-c1 complex subunit 10. Gene Ontology annotation, cellular component: mitochondrial inner membrane. The coding region runs from base 16 to 186 and encodes 56 amino acids. Lineage: Eukaryota; Metazoa; Chordata; Actinopteri; Cyprinodontiformes; Goodeidae. Gene Ontology annotation, biological process: mitochondrial electron transport, ubiquinol to cytochrome c. The transcript has 3 exons. The record is from RefSeq and is a predicted model, not a curated record.
CAUCCGUCAGCUAAAAUGAUUGGCAAAAUGAUCGGUCAGAAGUAUUAUGCCAUCACCAAGUCGUGGGUUCCUACUAUGGCCCUAUGGGGAUCAACCGGAGGUGUGGCCCUGGUCUACUUCACAGACUGGCGUUUGAUUUUGGAUUAUGUUCCCUACAUCAGCGGCAAAUUCAAGAAGGAUGAGUAGGGUCCGUCAGGCCGGUAAAAGGUUGGUGCUGUUUCUUGUUUCUUCUUGAUACCAAGGCGUAUAUGAUGAGCACGAACCACUGCAGCCUGUACAUCGGACUGUAGUCCUACUGGACAGCCCAUCACCAACACCUCAGUCAACACUGAACAAUACUCAUCACAAUUGAGUGAAAUCGUCUAGCGUUUGACAUUUUCAUUGUUUUCUGCCAGUAUAAACAAGGAAUUGAUGAAAAAGAAAAAAAGAUGACAACUCUGCUUCUUCCUCUCCAGCUCAGUCCGAGGAUGUUUGUUUCUUUUUUUUUUUUUUUUUAAACGUGUUAUUUGGAUCAAAUUUGAUUCUGCUUCAGUGAAGAAGUAAAGUAUGUAUUUUA